Molecule: messenger RNA, 3733 nt
Organism: Mobula hypostoma (lesser devil ray)
Lineage: Eukaryota; Metazoa; Chordata; Chondrichthyes; Myliobatiformes; Myliobatidae
Gene: crlf3
Product: cytokine receptor-like factor 3
Exons: 9
Coding region: 129-1436 (435 amino acids)
Molecular function (GO): protein binding
Source: RefSeq, a predicted model, not a curated record
GUUUGAUUGACGGGCAUGGAGGUGGCGGGGCCUUGGCUCAUCCUGUCGGGCACUCUACCCGGGCGUGGGGUUUCUUUUCCGCUUUGCUCUUAGCAUGAACUAAUUUUGAAGCGAGGAAGAUCACAAUCAUGGAAAUUGAAAUUCAGGCUGAGCUACUAAAGGAAGCCAAAGAAAGUAUUGACGCAGCAAAGAAUUACAAAGGUGAAUUGGAACAACGGUUACAGGGCCUGAACCAGGCAAGGAAACAGAUCAACGGCAGUGCCCUUCAAACCCGCAGUGCCCUGCAGCACCACUUCGGAGAACUGAAGGCCUCUGUGAUCAAGCUGCUGGACGAACGGUUGAUGUUUCUCCUGCAAGAGGUGAAUAAGGUGGAAGAAGAGAGCAUCAAGCCCCUGGACGAUUGUCAGAAGUUAAUUGAGCAUGGUGUGAACACGGCAGAGGAGCUGCUCAGAGAAGGAGAGGCCGCUGUCCUCUGUGGCACAGCUGAGGAGAAACUUGGAAACUUCACAAAGAAAGCCAUGCAAAUUCAGCUUGACAGUUUGCCUGAAAUCCCUUCCCUAGUGGAGGUGCCGUGUUUAUCGGUCCAGUUGGACGAAUCUUUCCUUGAUUUUGUCAAGAACCGAAUCUCUAGCCAUGGAGUUAUAGCGUCUCAGCCUCCUGUCCAGUUAGAAGAACUGACAGAGAGGCCAGGAGGAAUUCUUGUCCGAUGGUGCAAGGAAGAUGAUGACUUUGUGCCUCAGGAAUAUCGGUUACAGUUCUGUAAAAGUGCAUCCGGCCACUUUGAGGAUGUCUACAGCGGACCCGACACAGAGUUCGUUGUCUUGCACCUCGACCCGAAUGUCAACUACACCUUCCGUGUGUGUGCCCGGGGGGAGGGCCACUCCGAGUGGAGCCCAUGGAGCAUUCCACAGACAGCACACACCACCCUGAGUGCGCACGAGUGGAUCACGGGUUGCGAAGGCUUCAGUCUCAGCAGCCGCAGGGACAUGGCGUUAAGGAAUGACUCCCCUACUUGCAGUGUGUUGUACUCCAAGGAGCCCACCUACACCAGCGGGCAGACCCUGACCUUCCGGAUGGAGGCAACGGGCCUGCCGGACAAGCGGGACAGUAUUGGAGUGUGCGUCGAGCCCCAGAAUGGGUGUGACUCACUACAGAGGGAUAAAGCCGUGUGCAUCAGCUCCAACGGGGCAGUAUUUGUGAAUGGCAAAGAAAUGACCAAUCAACUUCCUUGUGUUUCCACUGGAUCCUUGGUUACUUUCGACAUGGAAGUGGUUAGCUUCGGUUCUGCCAAUGAUGCUGCUAGCUUCAAACUUCGAGUGAUUAUCAGCUCAGGGAACCGGGAAGUGGUGUUUGACUGGUUGCUGGACCAGCCCUGCGAGGCAUUGUACUUUGGUUGUUCCUUUGUGUACCCUGGCUGGAAAGUGCUGGUCUUUUAAGACUGAGGGCCAAGUCCUCAUUUUUAACAGCAUCUGUUGGAACUGAAAUCUGUCUACUCAGACUUGUGCAAAGCAGGAGCCUCUCCAUAAAGAAUGGUCCUCAUAUUCCACUAUGACAGCCUGUAAUUGGAAAGUCCUUGAGUUAUUGGAGGUGUUUUGCUUGUGGGAUUGAGAAGGGAAAAGAAGCAAUGUUGUCACCUUUCAAGGCUUUUUUAAAGAUGUAUUAAGGCAAGUGAAAGUACCUGAACUUUCUUGAGAAAAAGAUUAUUAUAAUACUCUAUAUAGAUUCUCCAGGCUGAUACAGGGAUCUGUGGAGAAUGAUGUACUGAUUCUGAAGUGAAUGUUUAUUCAGUUAAUAGCCAAGACGAAGGUUGCAGUUAGUGUGUGUGGACAAGUUGCCCAUUGUGACAUUUGGAUUUUAGACAUUAAUGCCAAUGUGAGAGAUGAGAAAGUGCCAGAGUGCUCAUCCUCAUCCUGCAUUGUUUUUCACAUGUUUCACUAUCAGCUUUGUCCAGGGAUGCUUCAAAAUGAAAGAAAUGUCAGUAUUUGCAUUCCUUACAGCCCUCCAGACGCUGUCUCGCAUCUGGUUCAACAGUUUGCAGCUGCUGUCCAGCCGAAGUUGUUCAUGUGAACUACAAAUGGGCUCAGCUCUACCUUAAAACAGCUUAAGAACAAAUGUGAACUAUUUUAGUGAUUUUAUAUUAUUAUACUUUAAUAUUUUACCCUAAUUUUUCCCCUGUAAAUGGUAAGUGCAAUUGAAAGUAUUUAAAAUAUAAAAGAUAACAUUUAUUAUUUUAACUAGAUUGUCCUAUUAGAUAUAAAGUAACUUUCCCAAGACAUGAAUAGUCCCCAAGCUUAUUACUCAGUGAAUCAAGGCCAUUCAUUCCGUUGGUCUAGUUAUUUGAUAGCGUGUUCAGGGCUGGAGAUUUGGCAAAACCUGUUCACUUGUGGAUGUGUGAAACAGUAUAUUGUGGUUAAUGUACAAAUUAAUAUUUUAAAAUGUGACCUGAAACUACAUGGCAGAUAUGAUUGCUCCUAAAGACUGAACAUACCUGACAACAGAAGGGUGGUGGGACAGGGUGCUAGCUGAGUGUUCAGACCACAAAUGUUGAAGCUUUGUUUUAAAUUUCCAAGGCCGGUGCAGUAGCUUUUUUUAAAAAAUGAAUAAUCCUUUCUGUGCUCCAUCAGAAGACGUCCUGAGUUCAGAGGAGUGAGUUUUGGAACCAUGUGCUGCCUGGAAUCUCUUCUGGUCAGUUUGAGAGUAUAUUCUAAGUUGCUAAGUAGAAAUGGUUGACUCUGAACUGGUGAAAUUCCUUUAAUGUGAAAUUGUUUGCACUUUUUUUUGUAUGAUCAGGGCAAUCCUGUGUUGGAAAGGGAAUGAAGAUGUCUUGGUGAAGUGGGCCGUCACUGAAUCAUUGUAAAGUGUCCAAUUACAUUAAUUGCUGUGCGUGUAUUUAGUGAAAACUACUUGUACAACGUUACAACUUGCCUGGGAUGCACUGCUUGUAUCUAUUGGCAAGAGACUGUAUUUAAUGUAUUGAAUUUAAAUACAAUUUCUACUCUGCAUAUUAUCAGAAAAACAAGCAGAAAUAUUUUAUAGAAUGACUUGGUGUGGAAUGCACCCAAAAUAUUUAGAAACUCAAUGAAAAGUGCCUUUGUGUUAUAAACAGCAGUUGUUAGACAAUCGGAAUAUUUAAAAGUGCCUGUAUGCUUACCACUUGUCCUGAGAACUGCAUCUUCUAAUAUGAUGGAUAAUUUUAAGACUGAACUGUUGGUUUUAUUAAGUAUACUUGAAAACCUCACUAGCAUGCUAACCAGGUCUGAUUGGACUGCAUGGUGUGGUGCUUAAACUUGUCAUUUUUCAUGGAUCAGUGUCAGCCAUAGGAUACUGUAGUAGAAUACAACAGUGUAGGUUAAGCUAACAUGCUGUCAAAGUUAUUGUAUCCUCUGGACUUGAGUUUUGAAAGGGCUUUUGGUUGAGUGGAGAUAAUGCUGGUCUUCAACAAAAAAAAAAUUAAGAUCACAGCUAAGGCAGUUGCUGGAAAAGCAUGCUUCCCCUCUAUAAAUAGCUGAUUUCAGUGAUGUGGCUUUGAAAGCCAAUCCUGUACUGUAAUUUUACAUAAAGAUGUUUGUUAGCAAUGCAGUGCCAGUUAGUGUUUUUUCCUGUCAUGACUGAAUUUUGAUUUAUUAAAGAAUCUGAACUCCAGCUUGGUCAGGGUCUUCUCUGCUACCUUUUACCUCUCAUCUGCCUAAAGUGUAUUGUGUAUUGCAGUAAGCAUUUUCUAAUAAAGUGAAAG